Messenger RNA from Pecten maximus, 1459 nucleotides. Its product is annotated as 5-hydroxytryptamine receptor-like. Gene Ontology annotation, biological process: chemical synaptic transmission; G protein-coupled receptor signaling pathway, coupled to cyclic nucleotide second messenger. The coding region runs from base 391 to 1197 and encodes 268 amino acids. Lineage: Eukaryota; Metazoa; Mollusca; Bivalvia; Pectinida; Pectinidae. The transcript has 2 exons. Gene Ontology annotation, cellular component: dendrite; membrane. The record is from RefSeq and is a predicted model, not a curated record. Gene Ontology annotation, molecular function: G protein-coupled serotonin receptor activity; neurotransmitter receptor activity.
UAGUAACCUGGUCGAAACCAAAGAAGUGUAAGGUCGUCAAGAUUAUCAUUCAUUACCGAACUAUGCUGCUACAAAGAGACAAAACAUAUAGACGAUUUAUUGGCAGGUUUCCGAUUUCCUAGAAUUGGAAAUUAGACAACUAUCCAGGCGCCAUUUUCCCAAACGUCUCCAAAGGUUCCACAAAUAGCAUAUAUAGAGCAGCUAGAGCACCUCACUGGAUUUGUUGGUUUUCUAUUAUGGCUGGUUUACACAAGGAGGUCAACCAAUUUAUUCACAGGCCAAACCGAUCAUACAGACUUACUUGAUGCGAUUUCGGAAAGUGAUGGAUGCAUCUGUGACGUUCUCAAUUAAUCAGGAGUGUGUCAGUAUUUGACCAACUCAACGUGUAUCAUGCUGAACAUUUCCGGAGAUACACCCCUACCAUCAUCGGAAAUUUUCCGUAAGCGGAUAUUCUCAGAAUGGAAGAUUGUGUUUCUCUCGGUCGUUCUUAUGAUGACUUUUAUGACGUUUAUUGGAAACAUAUUUGUUAUUACGUCCGUUCGACUUGAGCGUCGGCUUCAAACUCCGACCAUCUAUUUGACACUGUCCCUAGCGGUUACCGACCUUCUAGUAUCGGUCCUUGUCAUGCCAUUAAGUCUCAUUAAUGUUGUAAGCCACAGCAUUGUUCUUAUUCCGUUCGUCUGUCACGUGUGGAUAAUCCUUGAUGUCAGUCUUUGUACCGUAUCCAUAUUCCACCUGCUGGUGAUCGCUGUCGACCGAUACCGUUCAUUGACUAACAUCAAUUAUCGAUGUAGAAGAUCUACUCGUAAGAUUGUUGCUAUGGUAGGUAUUUGCUGGAGUGUGGGUCUGGUGAUAGCCAUCCCACUUGUGGUUGGAGUUGUGACCCCAGCAUCACAGCUUAGCCGAAGAGAAAAAAGGCAUGAAUCGAAGAGGGAGAGACGAGCUGCACGAACUCUCGGAAUCAUCACGGGGACUUUCAUCAUACGCUGGCUACCAUUUUUCAUCGUUGCUUUGAUAUCACCACUGAUUAACAGCAAGGUCAAUGUUCCGGAAUCUGUUCAGAAUUUCGUUCUUUGGCUUGGUUAUCUAAACUGUCUUCUUAAUCCCAUUAUAUAUACCGUGUUUAAUCCUGAGUUCAGAAAAGCCUUCAGAAAAUUAUUAUUCUGCAGGUAUUGCAAAACCCGCAGAAUAAAUUAGUCCAAAAAUAUAUGUAUCCAAACAACAUAAAAUGUCAUAACCGGUCAGGAAUCAAGAUUAUUCGGUCAUGUUAAAGUUUAAGCAUGGGUCAUUUUGUAAAUAUACCCAAGAACCUUUUUUUAUUUCUAUUGUAUAGACUGUGAUGUGGUGUUGGUUACUUUGUAAUUAACUAUCAAUGUGACCGGCCGAUAUCAAAGAGUCUGCAGUGUCCUUGAUCCCAUGUUCGAUAUUGCAUAUCCCACCGACAUGGUCAAUACAAACA